GUCUGUGUCUGUGUCGCUCACUAGUAACCGUGAGUUUUUACCACUUCGUCACCUCUCGGCGGCGGCCGGGAGCAGGUACCCGCAGGCGGCGCAGGGGUCCUCCCCGCGCCCCGCUGCCGCCGGCCUCGCAGACCUGUCCUCCAGCCCCGCCCCGUUCUUGACCAAACAUGACAGACUCUGAACAUGCAGGGCACGACAGAGAAGAUGGCGAAUUAGAAGAUGGUGAAAUAGAUGAUGCAGGACUCGAAGAAACACAAGAACAGGAAGCAAAAGAGGAAAAACAGAAAAAUGAAAAAGCCUAUAGAAAAUCAAGGAAAAAACACAAGAAAGAAAGAGAGAAGAAAAAAUCCAAAAGGAGAAAACGUGAAAAACAUAAGCAUAAUUCUCCAUCUAGUGAUGAUAGUUCAGACUACAGCCUUGAUUCAGAUGUCGAACAUACAGAAAGUUCCCACAAAAAAAGAGCUAGUUUCUACAGGGAUUAUGACAUUCCAUUUUCUCAGCAUGGACACUUAUCAGGAAGCUACAUGACAUCAAAGAAGAGUCAACAUAACAAAAAAUUUAAAAGUAAAGAAUAUGAUGAGUACAGUACGUACAGUGAUGACAACUUUGGUACCUACAGUCAGGAAACAGAGGAAGAUUUUGCCAAUCAGCUGAAACAAUACAGACAAGCUAAAGAAACCUCAACUACUGCUUUAGGAUCAUCAUUUUCUAAAGAACCAGGGAAAAAACAAAGAAUGAAGGCUCAGCAAGGUAUUGAACAGAGGGUUAAAACUUUUAAUGUUGGUCGUGGACGUGGUUUGCCGAAGAAAAUCAAACGCAAAGACCGUGGGGGAAGAACCAAUAAAGGGCCUAAUAUUUUUUCAGGAAUGGAUGACUAUCAAGAGUAUAGUAAACCAGGGAAAAAAUGGAAGGUUAUGACUCAGGAAUUCAUUAAUCAGCACACAGUGGAACACAAAGGAAAACAAAUCUGUAAAUACUUUCUGGAAGGGAGAUGUAUUAAGGGAGAUCAGUGUAAAUUUGAUCAUGAUGCAGAGUUGGAGAAGAGAAAGGAGAUCUGCAAAUUUUAUUUACAAGGAUAUUGUACCAAAGGAGAGAACUGCAUUUAUAUGCAUAAUGAAUUUCCGUGUAAGUUCUAUCAUAGUGGAGCAAAAUGUUACCAAGGAGACAAUUGUAAAUUUUCACAUGAUGAUCUGACUAAAGAAACAAAGAAACUUUUGGACAAAGUGUUGAACACUGAAGAAGAAGCCACAAAUGAAGAUGAACGAGAAUUAGAAGAACUUAGAAAACGGGGCAUAACUCCUCUUCCCAAACCACCUCCAGGAGUUGGGCUUCUGCCAACCCCACCAGAGCAUUUUCCCUUUUCUGAUCCUGAAGAUGAUUUUCAGACCGAUCUCUCUGAUGAUUUCAAGAAAAUCCCAUCUCUUUUUGAAAUAGUUGUAAAACCUACUGUGGAUUUAGCACAUAAGAUUGGGAAGAAGCCACCAGCAUUUUAUAACAGUACCUCACCACCAGGACCACAGUUUCAGGAAAGCAGCCCACAUCCUCAACAUAUCUAUAGUUCUGGAUCAAGUCCAGGUCCUGGACCUAAUAUGUCUCAGGGACACAGUAGUCCUGUGAUGCACCCGGGCUCCCCCGGACAUCAUCCAUGCGCAGCAGUGCCACUCAGCCCACCUUUGCCACCUGCUCCACCUGGAAUUUUAGGUCCUCACAGUCAAGCUGGGGUACUUGUUCAACCAGAUGCACCUUUGACACCACCGAGUAUGAGUGGUGCUUACCAUUGCUCGGGCUUUCCAGAACAUAUGAUGAAAGUACCUAGAGAGAAUCACUGUUCUCCAGGUUCCUCAUACCUGCAAAGUACUGGUGAAAUGCAGCUCAACACCAGUUAUGAGUCCCUACAAAACCCAGCUGAAUUUUAUGAUAAUUACUAUUCACAGCAUGCUGUACAUAAUUUUCAGCCACCCAAUAACUCUGGUGAUGGGAUGUGGCAUGUUGACUUUGCCCAGCAUCAGCCAACCAUUGUUCAAGACUCCCCUAACCGUGCAAGUGGAUCUGACGGCAGCAGCAACACAACAGGCCAUGGCCCCCUGCCUGCACCAGGCCUCCUCCCUGCAGUGCAGAGAGCUCUUUUUGUCAGACUUACUCAGAAGUACCAAGAAGAUGAACCAAGCAGCACCCAACCUCAAAGGGCACCAAGCAAGGAAGAAGAUGAUACUGUUAACUGGUAUUCAAGUAGUGAAGAGGAAGAAGGAAGCAGUGUGAAGUCAAUACUGAAAACAUUACAGAAACAAACAGAAACUUUAAGGAAUCAGCAACAACCUUCCACAGAGCUCAGCACUCCUACUGACCCAAGACUCGCUAAAGAGAAAAGCAAAGGAAACCAAGUUGUUGACCCUAGACUUAGGACUAUCCCAAGGCAAGACAUGAGAAAAUCUGAAUCUACCCCACUGGAUCUUAGACUUGCAUGGGAUCCCAGGAAACUGAGAGGGAAUGGAAGCGGUCACGUAGGAUCUUCUGUUGGUGGAACAAAGUUUGAUUCACAUCAUGCAAAUGCUAGCUCUGUCAAACACAAAAGAGGAGAUGAUGAUGAUGAAGAUACAGAAAGAGAAUUGAGAGAAAAAGCUUUCUUAAUACCUUUGGAUUCUUCCCCUGGCAUAAUGCUCCAAGAUCCAAGGUCUCAGCUGAGGCAGUUCAGUCACAUUAAAAUGGAUAUUAUCCUAACCAAACCCAACUUUGCAAAACACAUCGUGUGGGCUCCAGAAGACUUACUUCCAGUCCCUUUACCUAAACCUGACCCAGUAUCUUCAAUCAAUUUACCUCUGCCCCCUCUUAUAGCUGACCAGAGGCUCAAUAGGUUAUGGAAUACAAAAAGCGAUCUUCAUCAGAACACAGUGCCCACUGAUUCGAAAUCAGCAGCCAAAGCCAAAGUGAACACCACAAACAGAGAAGGCUACCUAGAACAAUUUGGAGACUUACAUAGUUCAGGAAGUAAAUUAGGAGAUCCUAGGCUGCAAAAAAAUUUUGAUCCUAGGCUUCAUAGACUGCACAGUACAGAGUCUCACCCAGCUGUUGUGAAGGACUCACAUACAUUAAAGGCCACCCCUCACUUAGCCAGAUCUAACCCUGCUUCGUCACAGCCCUCAGGGGCAGCGACUAGCAGUUCUGGGCCAGGGCCUUUGCCUCCAUAUGCCCCUAAACUCUCCUCUUCAGCUGGCCUUCCCCUGGGAACUCCAAGUUCAGUUCUUAGUGGCAUUAGUUUGUAUGACCCUAGGGAGCAUGCUUCAUCAUCUGCAUCAGAGCUAGCAACAGAAAAUGCAGAGAACCAGAAAAAAAGUGGUGGUUUAAAAAGUAGUGACAAAAAUGAGCCUUCUCCUGGAGAAGCAGUCCUGCCACACAAAACCAGUGCAAACGUGGAAGUCGCUGUGGAUGGGCUGGCUGAUCCCCAGGCAGAUAUUCUCAGGAGUCCUGGUAUGGUUCAGGUCCCAGCAGUGCACAGUCUUCCUAUUCAGGCAUUAACAGGCUUAAUUAGACCCCAGUACAGCGAUCCAAGGCAGUCCAGGCAGCCAGGACAGAUGAGCCCCACCCCAGAAAGUGAUCCCAGUAGAGAACCAGAUGACAAAUCUCUGAAAGAGGUUUUUAAAACUUUUGAUCCAACUGCUUCACCAUUUUGUUAGCUAUUCUUUUCACUCUGUGACUAUUACAGUCCUCUGCUGUUUUGUAACUGGUUUACCUCUAUAGUUUAUUUAUUUUUAAAUUAUAAAUACUUUUCAGCUGCUAGUAUCAGAACCACAUGAAGUUAUAUCCUCUAAAGCCUGUGGUAUUUUAUAUAAUAUUUUUAUAACUUUAAGAGACUGUAGUAAUUGACAUAGAAACCUAUAUAUCAUGUUAGCUUCAGUAAAAGUACUUUUAUCGUUAAUAAACCAUCAUGAACUUGACACUCUGCCCAAAUAUAUGCCAGUCGUCUUUCAUAAUCAAUGUUUAGAUAAAUGAUUACCACUUUUAUAUGGUUGUUAGUUUCAAGCAAUAUGAUGUACAUUACUUUUGAGCAACAGUAUUUUGACUAGGAUCUUCUCUAUUUGUCAACACAGAACUGAUUAAUAUGUAAUGCUAACUGCUAACUAAAAUGUAAAAUGAAGUAAAGAAAACAUUUUUAAAAUCACAAUCAACAGAGCAGUUUGUGUUUAAGGGCAUCACUUUUAUUAGUAUUGGCAAUAUUAUUUGUGUAAAUGAAGCAUUUGAAUGUCAUAUCUUUUAAAAGUAUUUCAUUGUAUACUGUAUCAUAGAAGUUGGAGAUACAUAGAUUGUUUUUGCUAAAGUGAAAAAUUCCCCAAGUUCUCUAACAUUACUUUUUAAAUUUAAUUUUUCAUAUUAAAUAGUUAUGAGUUCUUGCUGUGCUAUGUGAUGUUUAUGUGUUUCAAUGUUUUUUGUCUUUAGCAGCAUAAUUUAUAUUACUUUUUCAAAUGAUGUAGCUGCAAUAAUUGUAUUCAUCAUGACUUUGGAAAUUUUUAACAAAAUUUUAAAAGAUCCAGUGACAGUCUGUAGUGAUUAUUGCAUUGAUAAUGUUUUAAAUGUCCAGGUUCUAUAUUUUAAAUAGCAAGAAAACACA
Molecule: messenger RNA, 4603 nt
Organism: Neomonachus schauinslandi (Hawaiian monk seal)
Lineage: Eukaryota; Metazoa; Chordata; Mammalia; Carnivora; Phocidae
Gene: ZC3H6
Product: zinc finger CCCH-type containing 6
Biological process (GO): negative regulation of DNA-templated transcription
Cellular component (GO): nucleus
Molecular function (GO): RNA binding; metal ion binding
Source: RefSeq, a predicted model, not a curated record